This is a messenger RNA of Lethenteron reissneri (Far Eastern brook lamprey), 6554 nucleotides long. Its product is annotated as homeobox protein CDX-1-like. Gene Ontology annotation, molecular function: DNA-binding transcription factor activity, RNA polymerase II-specific; RNA polymerase II transcription regulatory region sequence-specific DNA binding. Gene Ontology annotation, biological process: regulation of transcription by RNA polymerase II; embryo development; animal organ morphogenesis. Gene Ontology annotation, cellular component: nucleus. The record is from RefSeq and is a predicted model, not a curated record. Lineage: Eukaryota; Metazoa; Chordata; Hyperoartia; Petromyzontiformes; Petromyzontidae.
AUGGUUUGGCACGGCGUUCAAGGCCUCGCCCGGGGAGGCAAAACGCGUACCAAGGAUAAGUACCGCGUGGUGUACUCGGACUAUCAGCGGCUGGAGCUGGAGAAGGAGUUCCAGGCGAACCGAUUCAUCACCAUCAGGCGCAAGUCCGAGCUCGCAUCGCACCUGGGCCUCUCCGAGAGACAGGUGAAGAUCUGGUUCCAGAACCGACGAGCGAAGGAACGGAAAGUGAAUAAGAAGAUGCAGCAGCAGCAGCAGCAGCAACAACAACAGCAGCAGCAGCAACCGCGCGUAUCGUCAGCCUCCCCAGAGAUCUCGUCGGGCAUGCCGACUCAUAGCAGCGGCGCAAACGUCGUGAGCAGCAGCAGCCUCAUCUCGGGAGGGGUUUCCCUGCAGUGAGAGCCAUCGGGGGGCAACCCACACGCAACGUCGGCCCGCCAACGUUGGCGCGACGUUGGCCCGCCAACGUUGGCGCGACGCUGGUCCACACCCGUUAGGUGCGCGUGGGGUGUACAUUGCGGUCCGCGUGUGAACGUGUGAGUGGCGUCUACGUCGUGCGUUUUGUGAUAUAUUAAAAAUAGUAAUGUAUAAGUUGGGCGGCAAUGCGUCUGUGUGUGUGUGUCAAAUCAAGAUUGUCUUUGUUGCUGUUGCUGUUGUUUCGUGCGCGUGGUUAGUCGAUCUUAAACCACCUGGGGGGGGGGGGGGGGUUGUGUUUCCCGUGAUCUCCUACCAGUACCUAGCCUGGCACCGGAGCUGCGGGUGACGUUGCCGUUGCUUGCAAGUCGGUUGUUGUUGUUGUUGAUGUUGUUGAUGUUGUUGUUAGAGCUGCGUGCGCGUUUGUGCGCGUGGUGGUAAGGGGGGGGGGGGAGAGCGGUUACCGCGUUGCGCUACGAACCCGGCCACCCGAGUUGGUUUUGGAUCUCCCCUAGGUCGACUCAGCCUCAAAUGUGUAUCUGGUGCGGUGUGGUGAGCAUCGACAGUGGGGAGACAAAGGCGGCUGAGCGUGGAGCUGGCCACCCCACCCGCUCGUGUACCGUGCCAGCCUUCGUAGGUGCUACUCGCUAACAGCACUUGCCCCUACAGUCAACGGGGGAUCUUUGUCUUUGGAAUCGUGUGUACGCGGGCAUGUCCACGUGUGUAAAUGUCUAUGCUGGUGGUGGUGUAUGCUUGCUUGCUAUGUAUUUGUCAGUGUGCAUAUGUGUGUGCCGGGUGGCUAAAGCACAGCAAGUUUACACAGUAGGGGGGCACAGGUGGUGCAUCAGCCAGUCAUCUCGGUCUUCUCAGUCAGUCGAUCCGUGGCACCUGCUGGGUCUGCCCCGUGACCUCCUGCCAGCGGGUGUUCGACACUUCACGUGGCCUCAAGGUGCACAUGGCCUGGCACGAGCGUCGUGGUGACGUCACCGCCACUUAGUGGCGAAUGGCGGUUGUUGUUGUUGUGUUGAAUCCCCCCCUUAACAUCGUACACAGAUGUGAAGCUUUCGUGACUGCAGGAAUGAAUCGAUCACGACGUUUCGAUGGCCACACAAGACACCGUUUUCCCACCUGAAGAUGUUUGCUUGUGCGGCGAUCGAAACGUCCUGAUUUAUUAUUAUUUUUUCUACCUUACGUGACUUCACCGAAAUAACCAAAUAGCAUCGUACACAGAGGCAAGCGGUAUCAGAACUCGUCCCUGGGGCUCCUCUAGGUCGACUCGGCCUUAAAUUAAUACCUGCUGCUGCUGCUACGAGCUGGCAUAAACAUAAACACUGGGGAUACAAACUCGUCUGGUGUGUGUCUGGUGUAUGUCUCUGUGUGUGUGUCUCUGUGUGUGUCUGUGUGUGUGUCUCUGUGUGUGUGUGUCUGUGUGUGUGUAUCUGUGUGUGUAUCUGUGUGUGUGUGUCUGUGUGUGUGUGUGUCUGGUGUGUGUGUUAGUGUGUCUCUGUGUGUGUCUGGUGUGUGUGUCUCUGUGUGUGUGUCUCUGUGUGUGUGUCUCUGUGUGUGUCUGUGUGUGUACAGAGUGGGGAGCGGUAGUGUAGCGGUUAGCGCUACGCUGCGCUACGAACCCAACGACACGGGUUCGAUUCCCGCCCACGGCCAACACCGGUGACGAUUAUCUGAACUAGUCUUGGGCCUCCCCUAGGUCGACUCGGCCUCAAAUAAGUACCCGGUGCGAUGUAUAGUUAACAUCGCCACUGGGCACCCACCCCCUCAUGUGCCGUGCCGGCCUUCAUAGGUGCUACUCGCUAACAGCACUUGCCCCAACAGUCUGUCCAGGCUACACGAGGGGGGGUGAUCUUUGUCUUUGUGUGGCGAGGCUGGUGUGUCCAGGCAGGCGCUACUCUGCAUCUUCUACAUCAGCCAAGAGGAGAAGGAGACCGCGUGUCUUCAGAACCCCCCCCCAACUUCGCCCCUUAGCUUCGCGUGCUUCUGUACACUUUGAGUAGAUACAAAGACAAAGAUCCCCCGUGUAGCCUGUAACGGACUGUUGGGGCAAGUGCUGUUAGCGAAUAGCACCUAUGAAGGCCGGAAUGGUACACGAGGGGGUGGGUGGCCAGCACCACGCCCGACCGCCUUUGUGUAUUGUGUAACGUGUUUACUUGAUUAAUUAUGUGUUGUGUAACGUGUUGUCUGUAUUACUUGUGUAUUGUGUAACAUGUUAUCUUUAUCGAUUGUGUGUUAUUUAACGUGUUAUUUUUAUUCAUUGUGUCUUGUGUAACGUGUUGUCUUUAUUAAGUAUGUGUUGUGUAACGUGUUGUCUUUAUUGAUUGUGUGUUAUACUUUUUAGUUUUAAACAGUCUGCAUCAGCAGCAGAACAUGCUUUCCCAACUGAUGACGGACGCUUCUGUUGCGCCCGAAACGUCGUGAUUUAAUUGAGUUGUUUUCAUUUUUUUUUACCUACGUGACUUUACCGAAAAAAACAAAGAGUAUGAAUCCUUGCAGUCACGAAAUCUUCAAAUCUAGAAUUAAUUGUGUAUUGUCUAAUGUGUUAUCUUUAUUAAUUGUGUACAGUUAUCUUCAUUAAUUAUGUUACCUAAUCAGUUGUGCAUUGGCUCGCGUGUUCCACAUUGCGUGAUUCAUUUAGAAUCGUUAAAUUCACCUUGCAUUGUCAAAAUUUAAUUCCGGUAGAGCUGACCAGGUGAGCUUGCUGAACUUGUAUUGCACUCUCGUGAGAUAUGAAGUCUUCUAUCUUAGAAAUCCAACGGUGCUGAUUGUUACUGACCGCUUGAAGUUUUUGGAUCUUUAGGGCGUUUGCUCAGCAAGUCGAGAUUUGCUAAAAAAAAAAGUACGAAAUAUGGGAGUUAGUUUGCGAUGUAUACAUUGUUCAUGGGUUGUUGUGGUGGUUGUGGUUGUGAUGAUGGUGGUUGUGAUGAUGGUGGUUGUGAUGAUGGUGGCAGGUUGUGGUGGCUGAAUUGGUCUCUAACUUAUGUGAAAACCCCCUAGCGAAUGUGUUACUUGUGUAGGUGUACGCAUUUCACCAAAUGACAGAGAGAAUAUAUCUGUGUAUAUAUAUAGAUUUUCCCGUACAGAUGUUAUCGCUUUUCACUCACAAUUGGUGUGCAAGCUACGUGUGUGUGUGUGUGCGUGCUCGUACGUGUAGCCUUCACAGGUGCUACUCGCUAACGGCACUUGCCCCAACAGUCUGUUAAAGCUACACGGGGGAUCUUUGUCUUCGUGCGUGUUGGGAGCGGUGGCGCAGCGGUUAGCGCAUUACGCAGAGAACGGUUCCCGGCCGAGUGGUAUCUGAAGCGAUAUUAGUCAGCGUUUCAACUCAACCUCGGGAAGACAAAGAGGGCCGGUCGUGGUUCUGGCAACACCACCUGCCGUGCGAUAUUUCUGGCCUAAUAGGUGCUCGCUAACAACGCUUUACACCACUCUAUGAGGCCAUGCUAAGGAUCUUCGUGUCGUGUGUGUGUGCCCGUGUAUGUGUGUACAUGUGAUUGUGCGUGUGUGUCCGUGUAUGUGUGUACAUGUGAUUGUGCGUGUGUGUGUGUGUAUGUGUGUAAAUGUGAUUGUGCGUGUGUGUGUGUGUCCGUGUAUGUGUGUACAUGUGAUUGUGCGUGUGUGUCCAUGUAUGUGUGUACAUGUGAUUGUGCGUGUGUGUGUGUGUAUGUGUGUAAAUGUGAUUGUGCGUGUGUGUGUGUGUGUGUCCGUGUAUGUGUGUACAUGUGAUUGUGUCUGUGUGUGUGACCGUGUAUGUGUGUACAUGUGAUUGUGCGUGUGUGUGUGUGUGUCCGUGUAUGUGUGUAAAUGUGAUUGUGUGUGUGUGUGCCCGUGUAUGUGUGUAAAUGUGAUUGUGCGUGUGUGUCCGUGUAUGUGUGUACAUGUGAUUGUGCGUGUGUGUGUGUGUAUGUGUGUAAAUGUGAUUGUGCGUGUGUGUGUGUGUCCGUGUAUGUGUGUACAUGUGAUUGUAUCUGUGUGUGUGACCGUGUAUGUGUGUACAUGUGAUUGUGCGUGUGUGUGUGUGUGUCCGUGUAUGUGUGUAAAUGUGAUUGUGUGUGUGUGUGCCCGUGUAUGUGUGUAAAUGUGAUUGUGCGUGUGUGUGUGUCCGUGUAUGUGUGUACAUGUGAUUGUGUGUGUGUGUCCGUGUAUGUGUGUACAUGUGAUUGUGUGUGUGUGCCCGUGUAUGUGUGUAAAUGUGAUUGUGUGUGUGUGUGUCCGUGUAUGUGUGUAAAUGUGAUUGUGCGUGUGUCUGUGUAUGUUCCCGUGUAUGUGUGUACAUGUGAUUGUGCGUGUGUGUGUGUCCGUGUAUGUGUGUAAAUGUGAUUGUGUGUGUGUGUGUGUGUGCCCGUGUAUGUGUGUAAAUGUGAUUGUGCGUGUGUGUCCGUGUAUGUGUGUACAUGUGAUUGUGCGUGUGUGUGUGUGUAUGUGUGUAAAUGUGAUUGUGCGUGUGUGUGUGUGUCCGUGUAUGUGUGUACAUGUGAUUGUAUCUGUGUGUGUGACCGUGUAUGUGUGUACAUGUGAUUGUGCGUGUGUGUGUGUGUGUCCGUGUAUGUGUGUAAAUGUGAUUGUGUGUGUGUGUGCCCGUGUAUGUGUGUAAAUGUGAUUGUGCGUGUGUGUGUGUCCGUGUAUGUGUGUACAUGUGAUUGUGUGUGUGUGUCCGUGUAUGUGUGUACAUGUGAUUGUGUGUGUGUGCCCGUGUAUGUGUGUAAAUGUGAUUGUGUGUGUGUGUGUCCGUGUAUGUGUGUAAAUGUGAUUGUGCGUGUGUCUGUGUAUGUUCCCGUGUAUGUGUGUACAUGUGAUUGUGCGUGUGUGUGUGUCCGUGUAUGUGUGUAAAUGUGAUUGUGUGUGUGUGUGUGUGUGCCCGUGUAUGUGUGUAAAUGUGAUUGUGCGUGCGUGUGUGUGUGUCUUUUGUGUACUGUGUUUGUGGGUCGGCUAAUAUGCAUGUUCAUGUGUGUGUGUGUUUUGUAUAUGUAUGUGUGCGUAUGUGCAUGUGCGUCUUUUUUUUAGGGGUAUGUGAGCGUGUGGUCAGGUCGAAUCAGCCUCAAAUGAGUACCUGGUGCGGUGUGUAAACAUCGCCACUGGGGAGACAAAGGCGGCCGGGCGUGGUGCUGGCCACCCACCCCCUAGGUGAUCGCUAACAGCACUUGCCCCAAUCGUCUGCGAAGGCUACACGAAGGAUCUUUGUCUUUGUUUGUGUAUGUGCAAACUUGCGGUUUUUUUGUAUGCAUGCUCACGUGUACGUGAGUGUACGUAUGGGUGCGUUCGUGUGCGUGUGCGUGUAUCUUUGGGUCUAUAAUUUACGCGACAAUUAUCCGGACGUCAAUUUUGAUCGUGAAUUAGAACGUGUACAAUGCAAUUGUGCGUGCGUGUAUUCUGACACAAGUCUUAUACAUAAUACAGACGUACAUGGGUUUGGGUGGGUGGUGCCGUUGCUUUCGCGAGACACAAAUUAAAUGAACGCGUGUCACCGAAUCGCGUGCAGGAUGCACAAUUGCGUCGCGGGGAUUUUUUUUCGUUCACAAUUGCAUCGUUCCCCGACCGCGUGUCUCGCCUCUCGCUACACACGAAUCUGCUUCCAAGUGGUCCGAUGCAACACCGCACGGCAAGGCCCUAGCCAUGGAGUCAACAUUGGGGGGGGGACCAAAUCUUCCACGGGGUCUGGAGGUCCGUCCGUCCGUGGUCCCCCCCCCCCCCUAGAAAAAAAUCUUAACGUGUCUCCAAUGCGUCUCCGUGUAUCGCUAUGAGUGUGUGUAGGUCUUCAUGUGUCAUCUGUGUGCGACUCUAUGAGUCUCCGUGGCAAGGCAGUAAGCAAUGGAGUUGACAUUGGGGGGGACCAAAUCUUCCACGGGGGGUCUGGGGGUCUCCCCCCCCCGCCCCAGAAAAAAAAAUCAAAAUUUGAAAACGAAUUUCCUGCCUAAAAUAUAAAAAUAAUUCAUUAACACAUAGGCUUGACUUUUAUUUUAUUUUUUGCAAUAAUGUCUAAUAGUGUAUGGUAUUACACAGCUGUUAUUUUCUUUUUUACCUUUUCUUGUUUCAUUGUAUGUAAUAGCAGAGAUUAGGCAUUAAUAAAGUACAACCAUAACCACAAUCAUAUAAACAGAAAUUUAUUUUAUAGCAAUAUAUUGUGUGUGUGUGUG